Messenger RNA from Rhinichthys klamathensis goyatoka, 1236 nucleotides. RefSeq names its product sialic acid synthase-like. Lineage: Eukaryota; Metazoa; Chordata; Actinopteri; Cypriniformes; Leuciscidae. The coding region runs from base 112 to 1170 and encodes 352 amino acids. Gene Ontology annotation, molecular function: N-acylneuraminate-9-phosphate synthase activity. The transcript is spliced from 6 exons. Gene Ontology annotation, biological process: carbohydrate biosynthetic process. The record is from RefSeq and is a predicted model, not a curated record.
CUUUAAAUGGCAGCGUGACCUUCUUUCCGGCCCCUUUGCUUGAUGCCAGAACGCUAGUGAUCACAUCUCCAGCCUCUUAAUCAUAAAUCUGUUAAACAAUUCGUUUAUAAAAUGUCUACGGAGUUUGAACUUUGUCCUGGAAGAAAAAUCGGGGGCUCCAACCCCUGUUUUAUCAUCGCUGAGAUUGGACAGAACCAUCAGGGAGACUUAGAAAUCGCCAAACAAAUGAUCCGAAUGGCCAAGGACUGUGGAGCUGAUUGUGCCAAGUUUCAAAAGAGCGAGAUCGAACACAGAUUCACCAAGCUCGCUCUGGAGCGUGCCUAUACGUCCCCUCACGCCUGGGGCCCGACCUACGGGGCCCAUAAACACCAUCUGGAGUUCAGUCACCAGCAGUACAGAGAGCUGCAACAGUUCGCCAAUGAAGUUGGCAUCUUCUUUACUGCAUCAGGGAUGGAUGAGAUGGCUGUAGAAUUUCUUCAUGAAAUCAAUGUGCCAUUUUUUAAAGUUGCCUCAGCUGACACCAACAAUAUCCCUUACCUGGAGAAAACCGCCAAAAAAGGUCGUCCCAUGGUGAUUUCUAGUGGGAUGCAGUCUAUGGAGACCAUGCGCUGUGUUUACCAAACCGUAAAGAAGCACAAUCCCAAUUUCACGUUCCUGCAGUGUACAAGCGCUUAUCCGCUGCCAUUAGAGCACGUCAACCUCAGCCUGAUCCCUGAGUUCCAGAAGGAGUUUCCGGACAUUCCCAUCGGCUACUCCGGACACGAGGCGGGCAUCCAUGUGUCUGUGGCCGCUGUGGCACUCGGGGCAAAGGUCCUGGAGCGUCAUGUGUCCCUGGAUAAGAGCUGGAAAGGCAGUGACCACGCAGCAUCACUGGAGCCGGCGGAGCUGGCGGAGCUGGUGAAAGCCAUCAGGACGGUUGAGAUGGCGAUGGGUUCUCCGGUCAAACAGAUGCUGCCCUGUGAAGCCUCCUGUCACAGCAAGUUGGGUAAGUCAGUGGUGGCCCGGAAACGAUUGAAGAAGGGUGAGACAUUAACUCUCGACAUGCUGACAGUAAAAGUGGCCGAACCGCACGGCAUGAGACCAGAGAACAUCUUCAAACUGGUUGGCAAGAAAAUUACUGUGGACCUGGAGGAAGAUGCCACCAUUACUGAUGCCAUGAUAAAAGGCUGAUGAUCAGACAUUCCAAAACUAAAGGGGCAAUGUGGGGGUCUUAUCUUACGCUUCUAUUAAAGGGGU